GCUGGGGCCUCCCUCCCUCAACUCUGGGUAGCCGCUUGCUUGCUGCACCUCUUCUGCAGCCUGGUUGACACCGGCUGCCACUUCAGCUUCAGCCUUCAUCGUGACCCCCACUAUUUUGGCUUCAGCCUCGGACCCAGCUCUGGCCCUCUCUCUACCCGGUUGCAUCCUCCCUCCUAGAUCCUGACUUGCGCCAGAUCCUGCUCCGAAUCCAGUAGCCGCAUCCCCAAACCAUGGCUGGUCCCUUCUCCCGUCUGCUGUCUGCCCGCCCGGCACUCAGGCUCCUGGCUUUAGCCGGAGCUGGAUCUCUCGCUGCUGCUGGGAUUCUGCUCCGCCCGGAAUCUGUACGAGCCGCCAGAGAACGGAGGAGAUUGUAUCCCCCGAGCGCUGAGUACCCAGACCUCCGAAAGCACAACAACUGCAUGGCCAGUCACCUGACCCCAGCAGUCUAUGCACGGCUCUGCGACAAGACCACACCCACUGGUUGGACACUAGAUCAGUGCAUCCAGACUGGCGUGGACAACCCCGGCCACCCCUUCAUCAAGACUGUGGGCAUGGUGGCUGGAGAUGAGGAAACCUAUGAGACAUUUGCUGAACUGUUUAACCCUGUGAUCCAAGAGCGACAUAAUGGAUAUGACCCUCAAACAAUGAAGCACACCACUGACCUUGAUGCCAGUAAAAUCCGUUCUGGCUACUUUGAUGAGAGGUAUGUAUUGUCCUCAAGAGUCAGAACUGGCCGGAGCAUCAGGGGACUCAGCCUCCCUCCAGCCUGCACUCGGGCAGAGCGGCGAGAGGUAGAGCGCGUUGUGGUGGAUGCACUGAGUGGCCUGAAGGGUGACCUGGCUGGACGAUACUACAGGCUCAGUGAGAUGACAGAGGCUGAACAGCAGCAGCUUAUUGAUGACCAUUUUCUGUUUGAUAAGCCAGUGUCUCCAUUGCUGACUGCAGCAGGAAUGGCUCGAGACUGGCCAGAUGCUAGAGGAAUCUGGCACAACAAUGAGAAGAGUUUCUUGAUCUGGGUGAAUGAGGAGGACCACACGCGAGUCAUCUCAAUGGAGAAAGGCGGCAACAUGAAGAAAGUGUUCGAAAGAUUCUGCCGGGGCCUCAAAGAGGUGGAGAAGCUGAUCCAGGAGCGAGGCUGGGAGUUCAUGUGGAAUGAGCGUUUGGGAUACAUCCUGACCUGUCCAUCUAACCUGGGCACUGGGCUUCGGGCUGGAGUGCAUAUCAAACUGCCCCUGCUAAGCAAAGAUAGCCGUUUCCCAAAGAUCCUGGAGAACUUAAGACUCCAAAAGCGUGGAACUGGAGGAGUGGACACUGCUGCCACAGGCAGUGUCUUUGACAUCUCUAAUCUGGAUCGGCUUGGCAAGUCCGAGGUGGAGCUGGUGCAGCUGGUCAUCGACGGCGUGAACUAUUUGAUUGACUGUGAACGGCGUCUGGAGAGAGGACAGGAUAUCCGAAUCCCUCCACCCCUUGUCCAUGGCAAACAUUAACUCUCCGUCCGCAGCAGAUGAGUCAAGAUCCCCAGGACGUCUGCAUAUUUAACAGUGGCCCGUUCUGCUUGCCCUGGACUUGCCCCUCACUCCCUGCCCGAGUAAAGACUCCACGUUAUGUUC
This is a messenger RNA of Acomys russatus (golden spiny mouse), 1610 nucleotides long. RefSeq names its product creatine kinase, mitochondrial 1A (gene Ckmt1a). Bases 231 to 1487 code for a protein of 418 amino acids. Gene Ontology annotation, cellular component: mitochondrion. NCBI's taxonomy places the organism in Eukaryota, Metazoa, Chordata, Mammalia, Rodentia, Muridae. Gene Ontology annotation, molecular function: creatine kinase activity. Gene Ontology annotation, biological process: phosphocreatine biosynthetic process. The record is from RefSeq and is a predicted model, not a curated record. The transcript is spliced from 9 exons.